Molecule: messenger RNA, 1961 nt
Organism: Cynoglossus semilaevis (tongue sole)
Lineage: Eukaryota; Metazoa; Chordata; Actinopteri; Pleuronectiformes; Cynoglossidae
Product: solute carrier family 35 member F2-like
Exons: 9
Coding region: 174-1298 (374 amino acids)
Biological process (GO): transmembrane transport
Cellular component (GO): membrane
Molecular function (GO): transmembrane transporter activity
Source: RefSeq, a predicted model, not a curated record
UUCGUGGUAGGCGAAGACACAUAGCACCACGUUAGGUUGAUCCCGUCAAAUGGGGAAACAUCGCCGCGUGGAAGGAGAGUCCGUGAAAAUUUGACAAUGAGAAAAAAAAUACAUAUGCGGAGUUUUAAUCAAUCUGUCAUGACUGAAACUAAGACCGUUUAAGUCCUAAAGAAAUGGAGGGACGUGCGCAAGAGAGACUGUGGGGAAAAUGGAAGGUUGUGUGUGGUUUGCAUAAUUACAACAUAAGGGAUGUGUUCACAUGGCAACUGCUGAAGACUGUGGCCAUGGGUCAGGUCUUGUCCCUGCUGAUCUGUGGGACAGCAGUGAGCUGUCAGUACUUGGCGGAAGCCAAGGUGGAGACGCCAAUGCUGCAGAGUUUCCUCAACUACGCCCUGCUGCUGCUCGUCUACACCACCAUCCUUAUCACACGGAAAGGUGAAAGAAACAUUGUACAGAUUUUAAAGACAAAAUGGUGGAAAUAUUUAGUGAUGGGUGUGGCAGACGUGGAGGCAAACUACGUAGUUGUACGAGCGUACCAGUUUACAACUCUGACCAGUAUCCAGCUGCUGGACUGUUUUGUGAUCCCAGUGCUGAUGCUGCUUUCCUGGAUGUUUCUGAAGACGCGCUACAGGCUGGUCCACUUUGUAGCUGUCGCUGUGUGUUUAUUGGGGGUGGGGACCAUGGUGGGGGCCGACAUUGUGGCCGGAAGAGAGCAGGGUUCUUCCUCUGAUGUUCUGCUGGGAGACGGCUUGGUUCUGCUCAGCGCCGUCCUCUAUGCUGUGUCCAACAUGUGCCAAGAAUACACAGUGAAGAACCUGAGUCGUGUGGAGUUCCUGGGCAUGAUGGGCCUUUUUGGGACAAUUAUUAGUGGCAUUCAGCUUGCUGUAUUGGAAAUCCCUGCAGUCUCAGCUAUAAAGUGGAAUCUUCACAUUUCCAUGUUGUUUGCGGUCUACGCUCUGUGCAUGUACGCCCUCUACAGCUUCAUGCCAGUGGUGGUGAAGUUAACCAGUGCUACUGCGGUCAAUCUCUCUCUGCUCACUGCUGACCUCUUCAGUCUGUUCUGCGGUCUAUUUCUCUUCCACUACAAGUUCUCAGCCUUGUACAUCGUCUCGUUCGUCAUCAUCACUGUUGGCUUCAUCAUGUUCAACGCCGUUCCCACCUACACUCCUCUGACUGACGAACCCGCUGAUCACUCGGCUGAUCCAGCGAGUCGGAGCGCUUCUGCUGCUACACACCUACUGACGGCGGACAGAGAAUCUCCAGGAACUGAGGCGGUCAUCGCCGUCGCUGCUCUUUGACAGAAACACACUGGAGACACAACAUAAUCUUAAUCAUAAGUUCAGCGAGACUGCAACAUGUAGAUAUGAAGAGACUUCAUUGCGACCUUAUGACAUUCAGUAUUUGAUUUUAUAAGAUUUUUUUUAUCUUCAUCGUACCAUUUCCCUCACCCUCAGCUGGGUUCUCAACCCCAGGGCUGUUUUACAGUAUUGGUGAAAAAUGCACUUACCAGAAAUCACACAAGGUCUGCUUUGGCUGGUAGAUGUACUGAGUCCAUAUUUAUAAAAACAUUUUUAUGAAAAAAUAUUGUUUUAACUGCACAUGUAUGGUCUGUAUUGUUUACGCUGAAACUGAUUUGUUACCUGUUUUACUAACAUGUUUUUUUGUAGGUUUGUUCAAAUCAACGGGUUAAUUAAUUUGUAAAAAAUGAUUCUAAAUGAAAAUUUUAAUCUAUUAUAACGUAUUGAAACAAUGACAUGUGUGGUAUAUCCAGUUAUCGGUGCUCUAAUAAACAGUCACUACACACUUAAUCAAAUACACAGAUUUUAAGAGCUUAAAAUAACAUCUAAUCCAGUGGAGAUAUCAACUUCUGGUCCGGUGGGGAGCUGUUUUGUUUGUAUUAUCAAAUAUUGUAGGUUGGGUGCCUUUCUCUAAAUUUUUAUAAUAAAAUAAUUUUUUAUAUA